Hyaloscypha bicolor E is the source of this 1785-nucleotide messenger RNA. Its product is annotated as hexose transporter-like protein. Gene Ontology annotation, molecular function: carbohydrate:proton symporter activity. Gene Ontology annotation, cellular component: membrane. NCBI's taxonomy places the organism in Eukaryota, Fungi, Ascomycota, Leotiomycetes, Helotiales, Hyaloscyphaceae. The record is from RefSeq and is a predicted model, not a curated record. The transcript is spliced from 7 exons. Gene Ontology annotation, biological process: transmembrane transport; carbohydrate transport. Bases 1 to 1647 code for a protein of 548 amino acids.
AUGGUUCACGAAGGUCUUUCCGAUCCUAUUCUGACGCACCUGGCGGAGCAGGAUCGUACGCCAUGGUACAAGAAACCCAAUCUCCGGAAAAUGUACUUCUUUUUGUUUCUUUGUGCCAUGGGAGUAGAGAUGACCUCUGGUUUUGACUCGACUUUGAUGGGCACUCUGCAAUUUUCUCCAACCUGGAACAAGUAUUUCGACACCAGCGGAUACAAAGAUCCUAAGACUAAAAAACUGGCUCUUGAACCGGGACUCCUUGGACUGGUCAACUCUUGUUACCAACUCGGCUCACUCAUUGGCAUCCCAUUCGUUCCUUGGUAUAGUCAACUUUUCGGAAGACGUUGGUCGGUCAUGACUGGAUCUUUGAUCAUGGUUGUUGGUGCCAUUCUUCAAGGCUUUGCCCAAAAUCUUGGGAUGUAUAUCUUCGCUAGAAUGGCUCUCGGCUUUGGCAUCGUCAUGUGUAUCGUUUCUGCCUCUGCCCUGAUCGGAGAGCUUGGACAUCCCAAUGAUCGUGCAACUUUGACGUCCUUCUUCAACGCUUCAUACUUCCUUGGUGCAAUCGCAGCUGCAGCAAUCGCUAUCGCUACUAGCGACAUGAAGACUGAUUGGAGUUGGCGUCUACCCUCCCUCCUACAGAUGUGUCCCUCGCUUCUGCAGAUCUGUUUCAUCUUUUUCGUCCCAGAAAGUCCCAGAUGGCUUGUUUCUAAAGACAGGUACGAUGACGCUCUCGAACUUCUGAUCAAGUACCAUGGAGAAGGCGACAGGGACUCAGUUCUUGUGCAAGCUGAGAUGGCUCAAAUCCAAUCGACCAUCAAGAUCGAAUUGGAGCACGCAAAACAAUCGUGGAUGGAUAUGCUCAGAACCUCCGGAAUGCGCCGUCGUGUGAUCAUCGCCUCCUUCUUGGGUUUCUUCACCCAAAUGUCCGGAAAUACUCUCAUAUCUUACUAUCAAAGCACUUUGUUUAAUAUGAUGGGAUACACGACCAAUUACGCCAAGACAAGAAUCAACGUCGCCAACAACUGCUGGGGUCUUCUUACAGCCAGUUGCGCCGCCAUCGCCGUUGGCAGGUUCCCCCGCCGAGCCAUGUUCAUGACUUCUGCCGCAACCAUGUUCCUCAUGUUCCUCGGAUUCACAGUUGCCAUGGAGAAACUGGCAGAAGCGUCAAAUGAGACGCCCUCGCGGGUGAACAAGCCGGCAGCACAUGCCGCCUUGUUCUUCUACUUUGCCUUCACUCCUUGUUACAACAUCGGAAACAAUGCCAUCACCUACACUUACCUCACCGAACUUUUCCCCUUCGCACAGAGAGCCCGUGGUAUCGCCAUCGAGCAGGUCUGGGGCAAGAUCAGCGGUUUUUUCACACAAAAUGUCAACUCCAUUGCCAUCACUCACAUUGGAUGGAAAUACAUGGCCAUUAUCACAGCGUGGCUCGUCUUUGAGUUCUCAUUCAUCUACUUCAUGUACCCCGAGACUGCUGGCCGCACAUUGGAGGAACUGGCCUUCUUGUUCGAAGACAAGGAAUACGCGGACCAGGCCAUCAUCGCCGUCGAGAAGAGGAUUCACCACGAGGGCAUGGCUCCAGCCGAGAUUCCCGAUGGGAAGACAGUUGUCCAAGAACACGAGGUUGCACGCGAUCAGAAAUUUGCAUAAGCAUAUGGAUCGGUGUUUUGAGGCUAACCAUGGUGAACAACGGUGCGGUAUGGAACGUUCUAUUCUCGAUAUGGCUGGCGCUGGAGAGGUCGGUCGUGGAUUCUUGGGGAAUAAACAACGCAGUGGAUGGACUUCGGG